AUCAGCUUGGGCACUCCUUCUCUUUGUUUCCGCUCAACCGUUUGCCAGCGGCCGGCGCGGUCAGUUCUUCUCUCCCCCUUCCUUUGAUUCCGCCGUGAGCCAGAUCUGCCCCUUCUCCGGCAACCGCCUCGGCGAGCUCCAGCUGGAGUGCCCUCGUGAGUCGUGAGGAUAUUUCACUUUGAUACUAAAAAUAGGAGUAUAUUUCCACCCGACUCUAUCUUUCUCUCCAAUCCAAACAGUUUCAUUCGUCGCGGAGUAUGUUUUCCAAAAAAUUACGUGGUUAAACCGAAGCUCACGCGCCACGUUAGUUCCGCCCCUCUCUGAUGAUGGCGAUGAGAGUAAGGGGGCUGCUGGGUCUGGCCUCUCGGGUCCCAGGGACGAAAGCUUUCAGCACCGAGAUAUUUGUGAGCAGGUUAUCGUUCUACACAACAGAGGAAGAAUUUAAAAACACAUUUUCACCAUUUGGAGCUGUAGAAGAAGUCCGGUUGGUGAGAGACAACCAAACUGGAAGGCCAAAGGGAUUUGGUUUUGUAAAAUAUUCAUCCCAAAUGGCGGCAGAGAAAGCUGUCAAGGCAAUGGAUGGAAGGAUAAUUCGAGGAAGACUAAUCUUUGUGGAGGCUGCAAAGGAACGUGAUGAUACUGGAUAGUGCAGAUUGCUUCAGGACAACGUGAGUUGUGACAGGAGAGAAGAAUGAUAAGAGAGCCCUGAGAGUUCAUUUCGAUGAACAUAGACCUUUAAUUGCUGACUGCUAGACCGAUGGACUAAUCGAAUUAUUGCUGAGUCUGGCAACAUAGUUGAAAUUUGAGACAAAAUGGAACUUAGCAAUGGAUUCCUAGCAAAAUAACAUUAUCUAUAUAGAUGGUUAAGAUUUCUGAAACUCAGAAGUAGAUCAUUUGUGGACCUUGCGUUAAGUAGCAAAUGUACAUUUAGAGCCGGAGGGAGUAUUUGUAGCUCUAAGACCAUUUUGUUAUGGUAUAUAGAAGGUUAUAUUUAUUGUUUAGAAUUUUUGUCCUCUCCUAAAA
This is a messenger RNA of Lolium perenne, 1023 nucleotides long. The record is from RefSeq and is a predicted model, not a curated record. Lineage: Eukaryota; Viridiplantae; Streptophyta; Magnoliopsida; Poales; Poaceae.